UUUCCUGUUAUGUCUGACUGCAUGUUAAGCAUGACUCUCCGUGAGUGUGCAGACAGUCUCAGUCUGGAUCAGACAGCGGGAGCGUACACUCACACACACACACACACACACACACACACACACACACACACACACACACACGGAUAGUCUCACCGACACGCAGAGAACGACAGCCGAGCGGAGAGCACCCAGAGGCUCUGGGCCAGAGCCGGUAAGUGAAUCUGAUUCAGCCCGCUGUGGUCUUAGCAUGUCCGGAUCAUUGGGUACCUCACAACUGUUGAUGCUGCUGUGAUCUCUGUGUGUGUGUGUGUGUGUGUGUGUGUGUGUGUGUGUGUGUGUGUGUGUGUGUGUGUGUGUGUGUGUGUGUGUGUCUCACUCAAAUAUGAAGGUGAUGAUAGAAAUGUUUCAUGUUUUCAUAAAUAAUCAGAAGUAUUGAAACGCAGAGUGUAAACAGCUGUUGGUGUGUGUGUGAGUGAGUGCAGAGAGGUCUUGAUGUGAUGUAACACAGCAGAUUUCUGUCCUGAUGUCUGAUCAGAGAUCCGUGUAGAGACCAUCCCAGUGUUUUGGUCUUGGUUCUGACCCACUCUCUGUCCUGGUUCUAGUCAGUAUAAUCAGUUGGGACGAUAUGCUUCUCCCCGAUUCGAUUCUUCUACGAUUUUUUGGAUGCGAUUCUACGAUAUUGUCGAUUUUCUCAAUAUUUAAUCUGCAUUUUUAACUCUACUGAAACAUUUAAAUGAUUAUGAUUGUCUACUGACUAUUCCAGGAACCAUAUUUUCCCCCAAAAAUACACAUCACAUAUAAGUCAGUUUUUAAGAUUUAUACUUACAUUUGGAAAAAAAUAGAUUUUUGAACAAAAAAAUUGAUUUACUAAUAGUAAAACUAAAGGUCCUUACACACCGGGGCUGACGCAAAAAUAGAACGCAAAAUUACGAAAUAUUCAGAGGUGAAUUUUUACGCGCCUGACUAUACACAUCAAGCCCGAUGCGAUUUUGCGUCUUUCUGGGGGAAAAAAGAUUCAUCCCAGGGAAGACUUUUCCUGGGGAAAGUCCCGCCUCCUUCACCUCUGAUUGGCUAGAAAAGCUGGAAACAUCAUCACAUGCUCAAACCAAACGGUCAGCACUUGUAGCCAAUCAGAGGCGAUAAGAUAAGCACAUGAAACUAUGCUAACAACCGUUAGCUUACGUUAGCACAGAUGAAAGUUAAAACGAAGACAUUUAGCAAACUGUUAAAGCACACAAACCAUUGUCAUAUGAGAAAUCCGACGCUAUGACUCUCCACAAGUUGUCCUUCAGGUCAUUAUCUUUGUCAUGUGUGUGUCUUUUGUCAAAAAGCACUCUGUUCUCUGGCACGUAAACAAUCAGCCGGUUGGCCAUGUUGGAUAUACCGGUGAAUCAGACGUCACAACAACACGCAAUCUGAUUGGUCAGAAGUGGUCAUACAGUAUGGGAAACUUUAGAAAAAUUGACCAUGAUCCGAAAAAAAUAAAUGCCGCAAUAUUGCAGGGCAGGAAAAUGUCGCUGAUGUGAACGCUUGUAUUGACAGGAUACGGGUUCGGAAAAAAAUAUUGACGUCCGAAAUAAUAGCACGAUAAAAACAGUCCCGGUGUGAAAGGACCUUUAUUCUUAAAUAUGAAAAAAAAAGAUAAAAAAAGAAAAGGAUUUAAAAAUUGUAAAACUAAAAAUCGCAUUACUUACGUGAAUCAAUUUUCUCUCCCACUCCUAAUAACCAGGUGUUGUUCAUUAUGUCCUCCAGUGGUUAGAGGUGAGCAGGUGACCCUUGUACAGGUCUGACAGGUGAUCAGGGCUGGACUAACUCAUGUUUUUGGCGUGAUUACAGGAUAUCAGACUGAUCGUUAAGAUAUUUAUAUGCUAGAUUCAUGUAAAAAAGGAAAGAAUGGUUUUGUUUGUUGCUCUUAUUUACCCAGUUUUGUUUCUUCACAGUGACUGAAAACACCUGAACUGCUCCAGGUGACCUUUCUCCAGGUGAGCAUGUCUGUGCUGGCCCCGCCCCCCAGCAGCAGCUCUGACGCCUGCCUCAGCAUCGUCCACAGCCUGAUGUGUCACCGCCAGGGCGCAGAGAACGAGGGCUUCGCCAAGCGGGCAAUCGAGAGCCUGGUGAAGAAGCUGAAGGAGAAGAAGGACGAGCUGGACUCGCUCAUCACUGCCGUCACCACCAACGGCGUCCACCCGAGCAAGUGUGUGACCAUCCAGAGGACGCUAGACGGACGGCUGCAGGUAUGACUCUGCCCACUCUCCGCCCACUGCUGCAAACAGAAUACCCACUAACAUCCAUCUGCUUCUCACUGAGCCUGAAGUGGACUUCUUCUGUAUCUGCGAUGUUUUCAGAGCGUCAGCUCCACCUGCAUUUUGUCUCGAUCAAACCCUCGUUUGCACGCGUCGUGAAGAAGAAUCUGGAUGGUGGAAAAUCAUGAGAAUAUGAUCAAAGCAAAAGUUUAAGACAAAAUAUCGAAACUGAGAAAUGACCAGGACCAGAACCAAGCCUGGAUGCUCCUGAUCUUAAGACCCUCAGACAGAGUAGUACCUCUGAAAAACCCAGACCUCCUUUAUUCAGGUGUUUACAGGUGUUUGAAUCUGGGCUCUGAGUCGGGUUUACCAAAGUUCUGUGUGGCGCUGAUCCGAUCAGGUUGAGGCGUCUGAGCCGGGAUCUAAGUUCAUCAGGACUCCUGAAGCUGUUUCUCUGAUGGUUUAUUUUCCUGCUGAGUUUGUCUGAGCAGAUUUUUCCAGGUUUUUAAAAACACGGCUCGUUGGUCUCAAAGGACAAAUCCACAGUUUUAUUCUCAGUUAAACCCUGUCCACCUUCACUUCUCCUCCUCUCCUGUCUCAGUCUGAUCAGGUCUGAUCUCUGUCACAGGUUCAGGUGUUUCUAUAAAUGUGUUUGACACAGUGUGUGUGUGUGUGUGUGUGUGUGUGUGUGUGUGUGUGUUCAGUGUGUGUGUUCAGUGUGUGAGCAGCAGCAGACUGGGUGUGUCUCAGUCUCUCUCACAGUAAUUAACAGGCUCAGGGAUGUAAACAUGGAUCCUCUGCAGGCUGCUAACAGGAACCCCAGUGUUCAUGAACCUACAGAACCUUCUUAUGGACCAGACAACACCAGAACCUUUAAACAGACUCCAACUCUGGCCAAAAAACACCUGAAACAUUUUCAAGGACCUCUGAAACGGACUCCAGGACCUUCUGAGCAUGCUCAGAUUACAUGAAGGGAAACACAGAUCAACCUUUCUAAAACUGAUAUGGAGGGUCAGGUGUUUCAAACAUACAAGACUUUUCUGCCUGAAUACAGUAAUAUAACAAAGAAAUAUAGACAAAGAGAUAUAAAAACAGAAAUGUAGAUAUUUAAACAAAGAAGAUAAAAUUAGAAACAGAAAUAAAAAGGCAUGGAAUAUAAAAACAUAGAAACAAAAAUACAGAAAUAUAAAACAGAAAUAUGGAAAUACAAAAGAGAACAUAGAAAAAGAAUUGAAAAUAUAUAAACACAGAAGUGUACAUUUUAGAAACAUUGACACACAGAAACAUAAAUAUACUGAAGAAGCAUUAUACUGUAUAUACUGUAGAAAUCUUAAAAUAAAAGCAUAGAAAUAUAAAUAUAAAAUCAUAGAAAUAUUAAAAUAAAUUCAUAGAAAUAGAAAUGUUAAAAUAAAAUCAUAGAAAUAUAAAAAUAAAAACAGAAAUAUAGAAAUAAAAGCACAGAAAUAUAAAAAUACAAACAUAGAAAUAUAACAAUACAAACAUACAAAAUAUAAAAAUUAAAACAUAGAAAUAUAAAAAUACAAACAUAGAUAUAUGACAAUGCAAACAUAGAAAUGUAAAAUUUAAAACAUUGAAAUAUAAAAAUAAAAACAUUGAAAUAUUAAAAUGAAAUCAUAGAAAUAUAAAAUUAUAGAAAUAUAAAAAUUAAAAUAUUGAAAUAUAAAAAUAAAAACAUAGAAAUAUAAAAAUGUAAACAGAAAUAUAAAAAUACAAACAGAAAUGUAGAAAUUGGGUUAUGUGGGCGGGUUUAUGGAUUAAUUUGAGUAAAAUAGUUUGACUAAGUUUGGGGCUGCCAUGUUUGUUUUGAUCCAUUGACCAAUCAGAGGCUGUGAUCAGCUGAUUUGUUUAGGCUCAUAAGGAGUAGACGUCCCUCUCUCAGCAGAGCAGACAAAGUGAUAAAACACGGAAAAUAAGACAUGAAAGAGUGACCGAGGAUUUUAUUGAUAAGCAGAAUCAAUAAUUAUCAGUAACAUCUAAUCAAAGCUCAGAUCUGUACGACUUUUCUCACCCUGCAGAGAUUUUAGUUCACAUGACUGAUGGCUAAACAUAAACUAUCUCUGACUUAAAACACACACACACACACACACACAUACCACUGUGAGUCUGAGACAAUGGUGAGUCCGAGACUUCUUAGGACUCAGAAGGUCCACAUCAGGACUUCCUGUAGUGUUGUUUCUUCAAACUUCCAGAACCUUCUGAAGAACCUUCAGACAGCCAAACAGAGAGUCUGAUAUAAGAGAUCCCAUCAUGAGCACACAGUGAGGGAGGAGGAGGAGGAGGAGGAGGAAGGGCAGGCUGGUUGUUUUGUCUGAAACACAGGAAAGGGGCUGGGUUAAGUUAAGCCAGACAGUGUGUGUGUGUGUGUGUGUGUGUGUGUGUGUGUGUGUGUGUGUGUGUGUGUGUGUGUGAGAGAGAGAGAGACAGAGAGAGAGACAGAGAGAGAGACAGACAGACGGGAAUGUGUACACGUCUAGAGUUUGUGGAUUUCAUACCACAGAGUUUCUACACUGUAAAAAAAAACAAAACCAGGUCAGAUCUGAGGAGAAACCAGGUUUGGAUCAUCAGAGUCCAUGUUCCUGAGGAGCUGCUGGGUCUCUGAACAGAACUUGAAGCUCAAACAUGAAGCUCUGCCUCAUUUCUCAGUUUCUAACACAGAUGGAGAAGAACAAUCUUCUCAACUUUGGUCCAAACUUUUCUCUUCUUGCAGUCGAUGUUUGAAGACCAGGAGAGCUUUCACUCAGUGGAACACCUGAGUUAGGGGAGUGAGAGAGUGCGAUGUUUGACUUCCAACAUUUAAUAUUCAUGAGACAGAGAUGGAGACUGAGCACUGUGUCUUGGAUCAGCAGGUCCCAGCAGGUCUCAGCAGCAGGUUUAUCUUCUUUAUUGGAGCUGGAUUCAAAUUGAAGUUUUGUGAGAUGUAAAAAUUCAUAAUCGUCAACAAAAAAAAUAUAUAUAUAUUUUUAAUUUUAAAGGCAUUUAACUCAAGGGAAAUGAGUGCGACAACCAACCCUGGUCUCCCCUACUACAGUUUGCACAAAGAACUACUUUAACUGCGGGAAAGACGGCCAAACAUGUUACCAUGGUUACUGAAGUCCUCCCAAACUGAUCCAGAAUCAGGAGAACAGAUUCAAACUACUGCACCGCAACUUUUUACAGUGUGUGUGUGUGUGUGUGUGUGUGUGUGUGUGUGUGUGUGUGUGUGUGUGUGUGUGUGUGUGUGUGUGUGUGUGUGUUUUGUCUGUAGUCUGGUCCCUGUCCUUCACCUGUGCUGACAGAACACACUCUGCCGUCUGACUCCUCAUACAGAGUCUGGUUCCACUCCGGUUUAAACCGGUUAACUUGUUUAACUAACCAGCUGAUUUAUUAACUAGUUCACUCAAAACUCUCUCAGGGUGUGUGUGUGUUUUUAUUUUUACAGUGUGUUACAGAGUCAAACACACACACACACGCCUGUGAGGUCAGACAUGAUGUCAUGGUCGGGGUUUGGCUAGUCAACCCUGCAUCACCUGACACACACACACACACACUCACACACACACACACACACACACACACACACACACAUACACAAAGACUGGCAGACAUGUACAUACACAGACUGUUUCCGUGGUAACCUCCUGCUGAGAAUGACUCAGUUUGUUCUCAGUUUAUUUUAAAUUCUAUGAAAGAUGUCUCUCCACCUGUCUGUCUGUCUGUGUUUCUGUGUCUUACCUGUCUCUCACCUGUCUGUCUCACACCUGUCCGUCUCUAGGUGGCAGGUAGGAAAGGUUUCCCUCAUGUGAUCUAUGCUCGUCUUUGGCGUUGGCCCGACCUCCAUAAGAACGAACUCAAACACGUCAAAUUCUGUCAGUUCGCUUUCGACCUGAAGUACGACAGCGUGUGUGUGAACCCCUACCACUACGAGAGGGUGGCCACACCCACCGCUGCAGGUAAAACACACACCCUCUGAGUCUUUGAAUAAUAUUAUGGGGUGGUGGGAUGUGUGAACCCUUCCUAACGUCUGAUCUGAACUAUGUUAUAGAUGUUUCCUGAUUUCCUGUCUUCCCUGUCUUCUUUCAGGUCCUCAGUCUCUUGUAAAAGAGGAGUUCAUGCAAGACUGUCUGGAGAUCGACCUGCCCCCCCACAGUGACCCUUACAACCAGCCACGCCCUGUCAGCAUGUAUUCCAGCAUGCCCCUUUCUCCCCCAGGUCAGACCGUCCCCCUCACCUGUGUUGUCUCUCACAGGUCAGACUAGGCCUGGACGAUAUAGAAAAAAAGCAUAUCGAUAAAAAAUAAAUCAUAUUGAUCGAUAUCGAUAAUUAUCGAUAUAAUUAUUAUAAUUAUUUAACAUAUAUUUUAAUUGCAGCCCUGGAUGUUUUAUGCUAUUGCUUAAUGACCUACUUUUAAUAAAGAACACACAAGCACUGAAUUCAAAUUCAAACCUUUAUUCAACCACCUUUUUUAUUUUACCACAACUGAAAGUUUUUUUAAAAAAGAACUAAAAAAAAAAAAGAAAUCAACUUAAGUGGCCUGAGUGACGUAAGUAAAUACUGACAAACAUAAAGACUAAAGUGACCAGAAAAUCUGAUAAAUAAAUAUUUAAAUAGUCUUUUGAUGAAAAUAAACAAAACAAACAAAUAUAUAAAUAAACAGAAUAGCUUUAGGUGGGAAUAGCAUACUACCAGUUUUAACUGUGUGGGAAACUGCCCACAGCCUGGUGUCUGAACACUGAAAUAUUUCUCCCGGGGUCGGGAGAUUUAUUUUUUUUAAUUAUCAUGUGAUUGACUUAAUACACAAACUGAGCACGAGAAGCAGGACUUAUCCACGCCGGUGUUGUGUCGUAGAAUGCACCCCUGACGAAUGCACCCCCUGCUAGUAGCCAUGAUCCAAAUACUCGCGUCUUUGUAAAAUAUGAGCUCAUUUUCUUCCACUUAAAGAAGCUAAUGAGUGGACGGGAUGCAGGGGUGCAUUCUACGGCCCAACACCGGAACGUAUUUCCUCCGCACCCUUCUCACCUUUUCAACCCCUGACCCAUUUUCAUGCCUGAAGCGCUGUGUUUGAGAAAAACUUGCGGCCGGGCACUUCAUAUCGCGGGUCGAGAGUGGCUAGAAGCUGGUCGAAGCCAGGCUUUUCAAAGGUAGUUAUUGGCAGUAUGUCCCUCGCUAUGGAGCAUGUUACUGCAUGGGUGAUGUCCUUAUGCCGCUCGGACACUUUGUCGUAUUUUAGCAAGAAACGAAGUCCAGUUUGGUCUGCUUCACAUGCUUUGUGCUGGUGCUGGCAGCGGUUCCAGAGGAUUCCUCCGACGAUGACGUGGAGCCGCGGCGCGGCCGACACAGCUCGUACUCCUGCGGGUGCGAUCGGUUUAGAUGGUAAAACAAGUUGGUUGUGUUACCAGACUUGGUUUUUACUAAUUCUCGGCAAAUUUUGCAAACGACCGCUGUUCGCUUUUUGUCAGACUUCUAAAAACCAAAACAUUGCCAUGCUGGUGAACUACUGAAACCUUUUUUCGGGACAAUGUCCUCCGCUUCUCCUUGCUGUAUCAUUUUUUCUAAUACACGUGCUGUCUGUUGUGCUUUGAGAGGGGCUGGGCUUGGUGCCGUAGCGUACCUGGGUCUGCGUUUGUGAUUGGUUGGGAGGAAGUGAUGACUGUAGUAAAAGCUACAUGAUAGGCUAUGAUGAAAAAGAAAGGGAAACUGUGUUUUUCUAUCGAACUUUUUAUCGACCCGUUUUUUUUCUAUCGCACCACACGUCUAUCGAUCGAUAUAUAUUGUUAUCGAAUUAUCGUCCAGCACUAGGUCAGACUAUCUCCUCAUGUCCUCCUGUCGUCUCUCCUGCAGGAAGCUCCAUGCAGACCGCAGCUCUGCCAGCAGGGGGCGCCACAGGCUGCAGAGCAGGGGGAGGGGCUGGGGGAGGAGUCAACAUCGAAGGGCCAGGCCUUCUCCAGAUCGUCCCUCCUCAGAACCAUGGGGGCCACGCCUCUCCACCUCACCCAAACCCCCCCCAUACCCCCCAGCCUCCUCACCCUCCCACCUCCACCUCUCCUUACCCACACAGCCCUGAGUACAGCAGCCCCACAAGAACAGGUAGGGUCCCUAAACACCUGAGGUUUGAAGUAUUGGUUGAACUGGAAGCACACCUUUAGAGGGAUAUUCUGCUGUAAAAUUAAGUUAGGGUCAAACACACCGUAACAUCAAGUUAGACGCCCCCUCCAGAAAUGAAUGUUGCUGACCGCUUGCUUCUCUAGUUAUACCAACUUUAGUAACGACCGCAGGAUAGCAAUACACAGCGGUCUGAGGAGCCAUAAACAAACCUCAACCAAAACACCACUCUAUAGCCACAAAUAAUGCUAAGAACAGCACCUAACUUCAUCAACAGUACAUAUAGGGUCCCAGCCAUAGAACUGUAUUCAGAGUUGUUCUAACUUUUAAGAAAACAUAAACUGGGGCAUUUCUCCACUUCUGUAGUCUAUUAGCUGGCCAAGAAACUUCUACUUUAGUAAAAUGAAAUGGUCAAGGUAUUUUUAUCAAGCCGAAUUAUCAAUAAAAUCAUGAUUUUGUUAACAGGUAUGGAUAUAUGUGCUGUCGAGUUAGUAUAUUUGAACAAAAACAAAGUGAAGUUAAAUCAGCUAAUUUUCCAAUGAGGUUCUGUUUCUGAUCGGAACUACACCAUGUUCUACUCACGUUAGUACAUACCAUAGACUGUAUAUAAGAUGGACAGAGUCUGCCUCCUUGCUGGGUGAAGCCACUCCGAGAACAGCACCCUCUGAUGGUGGGCUGCAGUACAGGCCAUAAAUCCCGCCUCCGCCAGCAAAGCUUAUGGGGCUGUGGACAAACUUUAGAAAUUUAUUACACAGAACAUAAAUUUUUCUCCCCCCUGCUUGUGAUGUUGACAUGUAGUUAUUGUAAGACUGUUUUGUGUCCAAGUCCUUUUUUUUCUGUACAGCUCCGUUUUUAAAAGUUAUUAGGGGAUUCAUAUUUCAUAUGAUUGACACCUGGUACAGCCUAUGGGCGUUCAGGGAUUGCGUAGCUCUCCCGGGGGGAUACGCUGUUUGAGCCGAGCGUCAUCACAGGGACUCUCGGCGACUGCGCGGCCGAAUGCGCGCAUCGCUACUGCGCAGCUCUGGUUUCAAGGAAGUGGAGAAAAACCCGGAAUUACAGAGAGCUUUUUGGCUUCAAAUCUGUAUACAGGCGGAAGGCGGGACCAGGUUGUCCAUCUUAUAUACAGUCUAUGGUACAUACAGUUGUGAGUGAAAGUCAGGGCACCCCUUUAAAAAAAGCAUAAUUUAUUUACUAAAAAAUUAACCUUGAUAUUUAUGGUCUCUCUGGUAAAUAGGAAAAAAAGACAAUAUUAUCAGAAAUCAUUAAUGCACAGUUACUUUUUAUUUUAUAAAAAGUACAAAAUUACAAAAAUAAAAAUCAUCUUUUUGGCAUGCGCAAAUGUCAGGGCACCCUGAGAGCUUUAAAGUGUCUGGUCUUUAAAGAUUUUUUUUCGAAGCUCAGACUUUCACCAGCUUGUUAGUCCUGAAGCAGGUGUCAACAAUUCUCAUGAGGGAGCGCCAGCUGGUGCCAAUUUAAGGGGUUUCAACUCCACAAACCUUGUGCAUUCAUCCAGAAACCAUGGGUUCCUCUAAGAAGCUGUGUAAGACAGAAAAAAUGAAAGUUAUUGAUGCCAACAAUGUAGGGGAGGGCUACAAGAAGAUAGCAAAGCGUUUUCAGCUUGCAGUUUCCACAGUGCAAGGUAUAAUUGAGAGAUGGCAGGUGAGGGGAACUGUGGAGGGCAAGAUGAGAUCUGGAAGACCAAGUAAAAUCUCAGGGAGAACAGCUCGUUUGCUGGUCAGGAAAGUAAAUCAAAACCCACAUUUGACUUCAAAAGACCUGCAAGAAUAUUGAGCAGACGCAGGAGUGGUGGUGCACCCUUCCACUGUGCUGCAAUGUUUGAACAAACAAGACCUUCAUGAAAGAGUCUGCAGAAGAAAACCUUCCUGCGUCCUCAUCAUAAAAUGCAACAGAACAUCUAGAGAAGCCUGAUGACUUCUGGAAACGUGCUGUGGACUGAUGAAGUUAAAAUAGAACUCUUCGGCCACAAUGAGCAAAGGUGUGUUUGGAGAAAAAAUGGAACAGCUUUUCAUGAAAAGAACACCUUGCCAACUGUGAAAUAUGAGGGUGGAUCCAUCAUACUUUGGGGGUUGUGUUGCAGCCAAUGGGACAGGAAACAUUGCUCGAGUGGAGGGAAGAAUGGAUUCCAUUAAAUACCAGCAAAUUCUGGAGGCAAAUAUCACAGCAUCUGUAAAAAAGCUGAAAAGAGGAUGGUCUCUACUGCAGGAUAAUGAUCCUUAACAUACCUCUAAAUCCACCAUGAACUACCUCACGAAACGCAAGCUGAAGGUUUUGGAAUGGCCCUCACAGUCUCCAGACUUAAACAUCAUUGAAAAUCUGUGGGUUGUUCUUAAAAGAGCUGUGCAUGCAAGAAGACCCAAGAAUAUUGCAGAACUGGAAGCCUUUUGCAAGGAAGAAUGGGGGAAAAUCCCAAAGGAUAGACUCCAGAGACUUGUAGUUGGCUAUAAAAAGUGUUUACAAGCCAGACCCCCUCUACCAGAGGGGGUCUUACAAAGUACUGAAGGUACUGAUGCUGAAGGGUGCCCUGACAUUUGCACAUGCCAAAAAGAUGAUUUUUAUUUUUGUAAUUUUGUACUUUUUAUGAAAUAAAAAGUAACUGUGCAUUAAUGAUUUCUGAUAAUAUUGUCUUUUUUCCUAUUUAUCAGAGAGACUAUAAAUAUCAAGGUUAAUUUUUUAAUAAAUAAACUAUGCUUUUUUUAAAGGGGUGCCCUGACUUUCACUCACAACCGUAUAAGGUCCCAGCCACUGCACUACCCAAAGAGACUAAACACAACUUACCUACUCUCUUCCAGCAGCUGCUUGUUUGUAGCGAGACCUAAGGCCAGUCCAUUAAGAGCUACAGCGGGGUGACGCAGCUCAAGGAAGAACAUUUACGGUCAUUUCUUUAUCAUUUCCUUGAAGUAAUAAUCACCAUAUUAAUCAUUUUGCACUGCAGACACGGCAGUUCUUCUGCCUUAGCAUCUCGGUCUGAUUGUAUUUCCAUGAAAUCCAUAAGCUAAAGUGUGCAUGCGUAAGGCACCUAGCCAUGUCUCUCUUUUAUGAGCAACUUUUUAACCCAUUUUAACCGGUUUUAAACAACUUUUAAGGCUGCACCUUAACAGUUUGCUGACUUUGAAGUUUAACUUUUACCGUGCAUGGGUUUUUAUUUUAUCUGUUGUAGCAGAGGGCAAGAGUGCAAGUUCCCGCAAGCUGCUGCUUUUAUCUGGUUUUAAAAGGUUCUGAUCGCUUUCAGUACUUUGUGCCUCGAGAAAAGGAUUGCUUUUAUCUUUUUGGUUUUACUGGACUAAAGGUUUUAGUCAUCAGACUCUGGGAUUUUUUACACUCUUGACCACCAACAGUGAAAAAAUGGCACCAGAUUUAUUGAUUAAUAAAGAAAUUAUCAUAAAUGUUCUUCCUUGAGCUGCGUCACCCCGCUGUAGUCCAUAAUGGACUGGCCUGAGGUCUCUCUACAAACAAGCAGCUGCUGGAAGAGAGUAGGUGAGUUGUGUUUAGUCUCUUUGCUUAAGAAAUUAGUCAAAGUUUAAAAGAUGUUUCGUGGCUAGUACUAUGGCUGGGACCCUAUAUAUACUGUUGAUGAAGUUAGGUGCUGUUCUGAGCAUUAUUUGUGGCUAUAGAGUGGCGUUUUGGUUGAGGUUUGUUUAUGGCUCCUCAGACCGCUGUGUAUUGCUAUCCUGCUGUCGUUACUAAAGUUGGUUUAGCUAGAGAAGCAAGCGGUCGGCAACAUUCAUUUCUGGAGGGGGUGUCUAUCUCGGUGUUGUGGUGAGUUUGACCCUAACUUAUUUUGCGCCGGAAUAUCCCUUUAAGAACCAUACAGACAUCAGGCUUUUUUCUGUGUCUCUGCAGCCACCUGGUCAGGUAACAGCCCCACCUCCUACAGCUCUGCAAGAUCUCAUCAAAGUGGGCGGAGCCACCAGCAUCAGCCAAUGCAUCAUCAUCAGUACCACCACGCCCCCAACACUCACUUCUGUAUGACAUUAAAAUGCCAAAGCACUGCAGUAUUCGUACUUCACUGUGGUACUUUUUUGCAGUACCUCUUACUAAGUCAUAGACCUCUGUCCUGCAGGGUCACAGCAUCAUAGUACGGCGCCAUAUCCUCAACCAGUGUCCAACCAUCCAGGUACCACAGCUGUCCAGAUGUCCUUAUGUCUCUGGUGGGAUGUCCUGUCCUGUCCCCACUGUCCUUAUAAUGAAAUCUGAAGUCUGUCCCACUUUGCCCCUGCUGUCUUUACUCACCUGUGGACUUCCUUUGAUUGUUCCCGCCAUCCAUCUCUAACAUCUGACUGUCCCCACCGUCCAUCUCCAACCUCUGACUGCCCCCCACUGUCCAUCUCUGACCUCUGACUGUCCCCACCGUCCAUGUCUACCCUCUGACUGUCCCCACCAUCUAUCUCUACCAUCUGACUGUCCCCAUCGUGCAUCUCCAACCUCUGACUGUCCUCCUCUCCUCUCCACCCCCCCCCCCCCAUCUCUUCACUUCAGACUGAGUGUGUCAUUUGUCUCCCCCAUGUCCUGAGCAGCAGAGUGUCUGGUGUUGUCCUCUCUGUCUCCUCUGUCACUGGUAGAUCUCCCUAACUGUCCCCCCCUGCUCGUCAGGUCCAGAGUUCUGGUGCUCCAUUUCAUACUUUGAGUUGGAUGUCCAGGUUGGGGAGAUGUUCAAGGUCCAGUCCAGCUGUCCUCAGGUUACAGUGGACGGGUAUGUGGAUCCCUCAGGAGGAGACAGAUUCUGUUUGGGACAGCUGAGUAACGUCCACCGUACUGCCGCCAGCCACCGCGCCAGGUGACCACUCCAAACCAGUCCAACCAGUCUCCCCAUUGCCAGUCUCCUCCUCUUUGGUCUUUUUACUUGAGCUUUUGUCUUCUAUGUGUUUCUCUCUCCAGGCUCCACAUUGGCAGGGGGGUCCAACUGGAGUGCCGGGGAGAGGGGGACAUAUGGAUGCGUUGCCUUAGCGACCACUCGGUGUUUGUUCAGAGUUUCUACCUGGAUCGUGAGGCUGGUCGAGCGCCGGGAGACGGUGUCCACAAGAUUUACCCUGGAGCCUAUAUUAAGGUGAUUCAAUAAGCAGAUGAUAGUCUGCCGUAUGUUUGUUCUUACUGUUUAUUUAUGUGGACUUUUUUCUUUAAAUUAAUUCAACCAGAAAAUUCUCAGUGAGAUGGAAAACAUAUUUUACAAAAGUGUCCCAACAAAUGAUCCCUCCCUUUAACCUUCGUCUUCAAGAAACAGCUGAGUUUUUGUUUGUACCAGUUUUUCAUCUGUAAAAAAGAUUUUUAUGCUGUAAAGUUGGACACUUCAACAAGGGACUGACUCACUGCCUCUAGCGGACUCCAAAGGAACUGCAGUUUUGGGGACGUCAACAGUGACUCAUAUGUUAACACAUUUGUCUCCGACCUGUUUAUCUUUGCAGGUGUUUGACCUGCGGCAGUGUCACAGACAGAUGCAGCAGCAGGCAGCAGCAGCUCAGGCUGCGGUGGUGACUCAGGCAGCAGCGGUUGUCGGUGCAAUUCCAGGGCCAAACAGCGUCGGGGGGAUUGCUCCUGCUGUCAGUGAGUAUCACCUUUUUCUCACCAAUUUCUUGUAGUUUUCCUCCUCAUGAGAUUGUAACGAUACAUUUAAAGAAAACACGGCACACUUCAGCGUGCCAGUUUGACUUCACAGAUUUUUCAGUGUAAAGCACCACGUGACCAGCAGAGGGCAGCAGUGAAAAUAUUAGCAAAUUAGCUACAGGCAGCGGGUUAGUCUGACCCUCACAGCUAUCAACACUACUGUCAGGUGAACUGAACCACCAAACGUAUAAAAUAUAAACGCCCCAUGUCAAAUAUUGUUGUGUAAUAUUGUGUAUAAUUUUUUUUUUAACAACAACAACAACAAAAAAUAAUAAUAAUAAAAAAUUAACAAAAAUACUUUUGUGGGGGGGGGGGGGGGGGGGUGUUUAAUAGAAAAUAAUAAAAUAAAAAAAAUCUUAAUUGGAUUACAUUGAAAUAUAUAUAUAAUAAUAACAACAUAUAUAUAUACAUACACACAUACAUACACACAUAUAAAUAUAUACAUACAUAUACACUCACCGGCCACUUUAUUAGGUACACCUGUCCAACUGCUCGUUAACACUUAAUUUCUAAUCAGCCAAUCACAUGGCGGCAACUUAGUGCAUUUAGGCAUGUAGACAUGGUCAAGACAAUCUCCUGCAGUUCAAACCGAGCAUCAGUAUGGGGAAGAAAGGUGAUUUGAGUGACUUUGAACGUGGCAUGGUUGUUGGUGCCAGAAGGGCUGGUCUGAGUAUUUCAGAAACUGCUGAUCUACUGGGAUUUUCACGCACAACCAUCUCUAGGGUUUACAGAGAACGGUCCGAAAAAGAAAAAAUAUCCAGUGAGCGGCAGUUCUGUGGGCGGAAAUGCCUUGUUGAUGCCAGAGGUCAGAGGAGAACGGCCAGACUGGUUCGAGCUGAUAGAAAGGCAACAGUGACUCAAAUAACCACCCGUUACAACCAAGGAAGGCAGAAGAGCAUCUCUGAACACACAGUACGUCGAACUUUGAGGCAGAUGGGCUACAGCAGCAGAAGACUACACCGGGUGCUACUCCUUUCAGCUAAGAACAGGAAACUGAGGCUACAAUUUGCACAAGCUCAUCGAAAUUGGACAAUAGAAGAUUGGAAAAACGUUGCCUGGUCUGAUGAGUCUCGAUUUCUGCUGCGACAUUCGGAUGGUAGGGUCAGAAUUUGGCGUCAACAACAUGAAAGCAUGGAUCCAUCCUGCCUUGUAUCAACGGUUCAGGCUGGUGGUGGUGGUGUCAUGGUGUGGGGAAUAUUUUCUUGGCACUCUUUGGGCCCCUUGGUACCAAUUGAGCAUCGUUGCAACGCCACAGCCUACCUGAGUAUUGUUGCUGACCAUGUCCAUCCCUUUAUGACCACAAUGUACCGCACUUCUGAUGGCUACUUUCAGCAGGAUAAUGCGCCAUGUCAUAAAGCUGGAAUCAUCUCAGACUGGUUUCUUGAACAUGACAAUGAGUUCACUGUACUCAAAUGGCCUCCACAGUCACCAGAUCUCGAUCCAAUAGAGCAUCUUUGGGAUGUGGUGGAACGGGAGAUUCGCAUCAUGGAUGUGCAGCCGACAAAUCUGCGGCAACUGUGUGAUGCCAUCAUGUCAAUAUGGACCAAGCUCUCUGAGGAAUGCUUCCAGCACCUUGUUGAAUCUAUGCCACGAAUAAUUGAGGCAGUUCUGAAGGCAAAAGGGGGUCCAACCCGUUACUAGCAUGGUGUACCUAAUAAAGUGGCCGGUGAGUGUACAUAUAUAUAUACACAUAUACACACACACACAUACACACACAAUCCCCCCUAAUCACCGAAACAACAGCGAGUAUACAACAACAACGACAACAGCAUCAAUAAUAACAACAAUAGUAAUACCGGCAAUAAUAAUGACAAUAAACGAAUGACAAUGAUGACGACAACAAUAAUAACAGUAAUAAUGAGGAUACAAAACAACAAAAUCACUGCAAUACACAACACCAUAGCCCGGACCAGAGGCCGGCCCGGCCCCCUGCACCGCCAAAAAGCAGGCCGACCAGCACCCACGUCCGCCCUGGUGGGAUGCCCAUGGGGCACCCCACAGGCCCCGCCCCGCGACCACCCAACCUAACUGACCACCCACUCCACCUCUAAAUACCCCGGGCCACACAUGACUCUCCUCUUGUGUGUUAUGUUCAUGUGGUGCAUUAAAAAACUUCACUGUGAUGUAUGCAUUAAAAAGUGGGGUGUGAAGAGUUAAUGUGUGAUGCGUAAAAAGUUGGAGAGGCAUGUGAAAUGGAACUGGCCCAGGGCAAAAAAGAAACUGGGGCAGAGUGGGGCCAGGAAGGGGCGGGGGACGCGGCCCGUGGCCCACUCAGGAUCCCCAGAUUCUGCGCCCACCAGGUCCAGGCAGCAGCAGGCAUGGCCAGCCAAUCCCAGGACAUCGGGGAUCCAUGGGCGCCAGCCAGCCCGCCCCCCGGCGGCACAGGGACCCGAGCCAACCCCCAGUCCAGACCACACCACCGCACACCACAAUGACCUCCGCAAUCGCCACCCCCACCGCCACUACCAUCAUCAUCACCAUCAUCACCAAUCCACCAUCACCACCACCACUGGCACACCACUACUAUCAUCAUCAACACCAUCAUCACCAUUACACCUUUCACCACUACAUCAAUGACCCGGGGAGACCAUACAUAUGCAUAUAUACAUAUUAACACAUGCAUACACCCUCUAUGUUUAAUAUAAUACCAAUGAGAAACAAAAAAAUGAAAUAAUAAUAAUAUUUUUUCUUUCUUUUCUCCCCCCCCCCUCUAUUCCCCUCCCCUUAAUGUCUUUUAUUGAGUGCGAUGUGUGUAUGCAUGUGUGUGUGUGCGUGUGUAUUAUUAAAAACAUGUGUAGGGAUGUUAUUGAUAGAAUGGAUAGAUUAAUGUAUAAUCGAUUGGUUGGCUCUCAGACAGAAAUAUAUAUAUAUAUAUAUAUAUAUAUAUAUAUAUAUAUAUAUAUAUAUAUACAUAUACAGUGCCUUGCAAAAGUAUUCGGCCCCCUUGAACCUUUCAACCUUUCGCCACAUUUCAGGCUUCAAACAUAAAGAUAUAAACUUUUAAUUUUUUGUCAAGAAUCAACAUCAAGUGGGACACAAUCGUGAAGUGGAACGAAAUUUAUUGGAUAAUUUUAACUUUUUUAACAAAUAGAAAACUGAAAAGUGGGGCGUGCAGUAUUAUUCGGACCCCUUGCGUUAAUACUUUGAAGCGCCACCUUUUGCUGCAAUUACAGCUGCAAGUCGCUUGGGGUAUGUCUCUAUCAGUUUUGCACAUCGAGAGACUGAAAUUCUUGCCCAUUCUUCCUUGCAAAACAGCUCGAGCUCAGUGAGGUUGGAUGCAGAGCGUUUGUGAACAGCAGUCUUCAGCUCUUUCCACAGAUUCUCGAUUGGAUUCAGGUCUGGACUUUGACUUGGCCAUUCUAACACCUGGAUACGUUUAUUUGUGAACCAUUCCAUUGUAGAUUUGGCUUUAUGUUUUGGAUCAUUGUCCUGUUGGAAGAUAAAUCUCCGUCCCAGUCUCAGGUCUUUUGCAGACUCCAACAGGUUUUCUUCCAGAACGGUGCUGUAUUUGGCUCCAUCCAUCUUCCCAUCAAUUUUAACCAUCUUCCCUGUCCCUGCUGAAGAAAAGCAGGCCCAAACCAUGAUGCUGCCACCACCAUGUUUGACAGUGGGGAUGGUGUGUUCAGGGUGAUGAGCUGUGUUGCUUUUACGCCAAACAUAUCGUUUUACAUUGUGGCCAAAAAGUUCGAUUUUGGUUUCAUCUGACCAGAGCACCUUCUUCCACAUGUUUGGUGUGUCUCCCAGGUGGCUCGUGGCAAACUUUAAACGAGACUUUUUAUGGAUAUCUUUGAGAAAUGGCUUUCUUCUUGCCACUCUUCCAUAAAGGCCAGAUUUGUGCAGUGUACAACUGAUUGUUGUCCUGUGGACAGACUCUCCCACCUCAGCUGUAGAUCUCUGCAGUUCAUCCAGAGUGAUCAUGGGCCUCUUGGCUGCAUCUGAUCAGUCUUCUCCUUGUUUGAGAUGAAAGUUUGGAGGGACGGCCGGGUCUUGGUAGAUUUGCAGUGGUCUGAUACUCCUUCCAUUUCAAUAUGAUUGCUUGCACAGUGCUCCUUGAGAUGUUUAAAGCUUGAGAAAUCUUUUUGUAUCCAAAUCCAGCUUUAAACUUCUCCACAACAGUAUCUCGGACCUGCCUGGUGUGUUCCUUGGUCUGCUCUCUGCACUUUAAACAGAACCUUGAGACUAUCACAGAGCAGGUGCAUUUAUACGGAGACUUGAUUACACACAGGUGGAUUCUAUUUAUCAUCAUCAGUCAUUAAGGACAACAUUGGAUCAUUCAGAGAUCCUCACUGAACUUCUGGAGUGAGUUUGCUGCACUGAAAGUAAAGGGGCCGAAUAAUAUUGCACGCCCCACUUUUCAGUUUUUUAUUUGUUAAAAAAGUUUAAAUUAUCCAAUAAAUUUCGUUCCACUUCACGAUUGUGUCCCACUUGUUGUUGAUUCUUGACAAAAAAUUUAAAUUUUAUAUCUUUAUGUUUGAAGCCUGAAAUGUGGCGAAAGGUUGAAAGGUUCAAGGGGGCCGAAUACUUUCGCAAGGCACUGUAUAUAUAUAUAUAUAUAUAUAUAUAUAUAUAUAUAUAUAUAUAUGAAAUAAAAAAAAAUAAUAAUAAUAAUGAUAAUUUGGCCGGAUGGAAAUUGGGGUGUUUGGGUUGUUAAGAAGUUGAUGACAGCGGAGCAGGGGGAUUAAGAUUCUGCUGUGGUAUGGGGAGAGGUGAGUGUAUAUUCAAGAGAGAUGUGGUCAAUGAGCAGGUUUUUCCAGUGAGCCAGAUGAAUGGUGUUCCUAGAUUUCCAGUUCAUCAGGAUAGUUUUCUUGGUGAUAGUUAGGGCCACGAGAAGAAGGUUAUUGUUUGUUUUGUCUAUUGUUUGUUUUGUCUAUUGUGAGUGAAGUCUCCUAGAAGGCAGAGUGAGGGGGAUAAAGGGAUGCGGCAGCCCAUGAAGUGUGAUAAUGACUCGGUGACUAGUUUCCAGAAGUGUUUGAUUGGGGUGCAGUGCCAGAUGGCGUGAGUGUAGGUGUCAGGACAGUUUUAAGUGCAGUGGGUGCAAAUUUCUGAGGUGAAGCCCAUUUUAAACAUUUUUUGUCCAGUGUAGUGAGUUCUGUGAAGUAUCUUAUAUUGUUUGAGUUGUAAGUUGGCAUUUUUAGUCAUAAGAUAAAUGUUUUUACAGAUUUGGGUCCAGAAGUCGGCAUCAGGAUCAAUUGACAGGUCUUGUUGCCAUUUUUGUGAUGGUAGAGAUAUGAUUUGUGUAUAAUUUUUAAUCCAACUUGCUGUCAGUGAGCAUUACUCAGUGAGUUGUUUUUUUAAUCAGUGCAUGGAUGAGGCAUGUCCAGUGGGUGAUCGGACAAAAUGAGCAACAGCUGGACAAUACUUGGACUGGGGACAAUAAAAGGCCACCCCAAAAUGUCAAAUUUUUUCACAAGUCAUAAUGCCUCAGAUGUCGCAAGUUAUGCGGGAGCGUGCCAUUGGCAUGUUGGAUGCAGGGACGUCCACCAGAGCAGUAGCUGCACAGCUCAAUGUCCAUUAUCGGACCACAGGCCGUUUAAGAGUUCAUUUCCAACAAACUGGCACUACUGCAAAUCGACCUCAUCCUUGUCGGCCACGUGUGACCACUCCAGUACAAGAUCGCCACAUCCGGCUCGUACAUCUGCAGGAUCAGCUAAGACCAGCGACACACACAGUUGAUGAGACUAUUGGCCUGCACAACAGACGCAUCACAUCUCAGAAUGUCCGUAACCGCCUACGAGAGCCAACUUGCAUGCUCGGUGCCCUCACCGUGGUCUGGAUCUCACUGCUGUCUGGCGUAGGAACUGACUCGCAUGGGCGAAUGCACAUGUCCAAUGGCCCUCGGCAUGCUGGAGAAGAGUGAUGUUCACGGAUGAAUCCAGGUUCCAGUUGUAUCAUGCAGAUGGAAGACAGCGUGUCUGGCGAUGCGUGGGUGAAAGGUUUGCAGAUGCAAAUGUUAUGCCCAGGGUUGCCCAUGGAGGUGGUGGCAUUAUGGUGUGGUCAGGCAUCACAUACGGGCAUAGAACACCAUUGCACUUCAUUGAAGGGAAACUUAAUGCACAAAGAUAUUGGGACAAGAUUCUCACCCCAAUUGUUGUGCCGUUUGUGCGCCAGCAUGACAUCACCUUUCAACAUGACAAUGCCCAACCUCAUGUUGCCCGCAUCUGCAUGGAAUUCCUUCAAACAGAGGACAUUGAAGUUCUGGACUGGCCUGCAUAUUCGCCAGACAUGUCCCCAAUAGAGCAACUUUGGGAUGUUCUGGAUAGGCGUGUCCGGGACUGUGUUCCAGUUCCAGGCAAUGUGGGUCAGCUCCGUGUAGCACUCCAGGAGGAAUGGAAUAACAUUCCACAGGCCACCAUAGACAAUCUGAUCAACUCCAUGCGAAGAAGAUGUGUUGCUCUGAGAGACGCAACUGGCGGACACACAAGAUACUGAAAUCAAAUUCCUCAACCUGACCCCUAUCAUGUUCGAAGGACUGUCAAUCCGCUACAAAUGGCCAUACCACGAUGUUAUCAAUGCUGAUAUGAAGGUCAGUAAUUACUGAAAAUAUACUUUGAGUUUCUCUACAUAUUGCGUAACCCAAAUGUCCAUAAAACUCUUAUAUUUGACAUGGGGCGUUUAUAUUUUUGUUCAUUAUAGUUGGCAGAUAACAGAUGGUGAAAGAGCUUUACAUUUGCAUGGGAACUGCAGAUUGCUGAACACAGGAGGAGUCCUUACACAGCUCCCAAACUGACCCACGUGUUGUUCUGGUGACUUCCUGUUUCUUCAGGUGUGUGCUCAGCUACAGGUCUAGGUGUGGACGACCUGCGCAGGUUGUGUAUCAUCCGUCUGAGCUUCGUGAAAGGAUGGGGGUGUGAUUACCCACGUCAGAGCAUCAAGGACACCCCCUGCUGGCUGGAGGUCCACCUGCACCGAGCCCUGCAGCUCCUAGACCAGGUGCUGCACACACUGCCUCCACGGGAACACACACUCUGACCCUCUGCAACAGGUGUGUGCAGGAACUCCCUGCCAGGUGGGUGGGGCUCAACUCACAGGACAGCCAAUCACAGACAAGGAUUAUACUCAAGCUGAAAUAAGAGAAAACAGAAGUCUUGCCUGAUGAGACCUAAACUUUCUGCUUGGCAACACCUGAGUCAUAGGCUCCGCCCACUCUGCCCUCCCUCACACAGGUGAAAAAAAAUCACACUGUAGCUUGUUGGUCACUUUAAAAAUGCUUUAGACAAUCAGCCAAUCACAGCAUCCCAUCUCUUCUGUCAGUCAAAAAUGUUUCUAUGGAAACAAGCGCCCAGAGUAAGAAGGUAAAGGGUCAGUUCACAUAAAUCAUAGAGACAGACUUUUUUUUUAUAAAGUUUUUAAAUACUUUUUCUUUUAUACAUGAUCUAACGUUAUGUCUGUGUUUUAAAAUUGUCAAAAAAAUCUUCUUACUACAGUGGCCUGUGGAGUCAUCUUGGUGACAUAUCACUUAAACACAAAACGUGUCACAAAAACACAGAUAUAUUUUGAUAAACAAACUUCCAUUUUAAAAAAAGUAUUUAAUGUAGAGAUAUUUCAUAUAGUAAUGAAUGAAAAUUUCUAUGAAAGCUGCUAAAAAAAUCUCAUGAAUAGAAAAAUAUUUGAUUUUCUUCUAAAAAAAAUUUUUUGGUCUUUCAUUUUCUUAUUUCAUGAAAUAUUUUUGUAUUUCUUCCAAGGAGAAAUAUUUUGCAAUUUGUAAAAAAAAUCAACAAUAAGUAAAAUAUUUUAGCUUAAAGUUAAAUGUGUUUUUUUCAAAAUUUUUGAUAUUUAAUGAAAUGUUUGCGUUUAAUUUUUAGCAUUUUAUUUAUUCUUUUUCUGUGGUCGUAAAUUAUUUUGGUAUUUUUGUUAAAUAUUUUUUACCUUUCAGUAAUUUUUUUGUAAAUAAUCCAAAAUAUUCCAAAAUAUCAAUACUUAAAAAUUGUGUUCCUAUUUCCUUGUCUUAAAAAAGUUUAUUUUCCAAGAAUACUUCAGUUUCCUGCCAGUCAGUGUAACAGGAAAAAGCUGAGGCAGCCUGACAGGUAAAACCCAGUGCAAACAAAACACUUUGAGGCUCUUGUGUUGGUCUCAGUCAUAUUAGUCUUCUCUGGAGUUCCUCAGGGGUAUGUAAUUGGCCCGUCUUUUUUCAUUAAAUUGCCUCCCUUAGGACACUUCAUCCACCAGUCUGUCUCUUGUUAUUGCCAUGGUAACGAAGUCCAAAUUUGUGUGAACUUUCCUUGAUCACAUUAGAUUUUGUCGCCUGACAUAGUCUCUGUCUCUGUGGUUUGUGUGAACUGGCCCUCUGUGCUUGAUGAAAAUCAGUGUUUUUCCACAGAAUUCCUUUAGAAUUCAGUUUUAAGUCUGUAAAUUAUUUAUUUUCAUUGAUUUAUCCACCAAAGACUCAUUUCUGUGCCUUUCCUUCUUUCUGAUCUCUGCUGUCACUUAUUUUUUCACUUUAAUCUUAUCACAUUUUAUAUUUGCAAUGCUUUUAUACUGCUUUUAAACCUACAGUACCUUCAUAAUAAAACUUUUAUGAUAAUCC
Messenger RNA from Xyrichtys novacula (pearly razorfish), 22485 nucleotides. The record is from the annotation of a GenBank genome assembly. NCBI's taxonomy places the organism in Eukaryota, Metazoa, Chordata, Actinopteri, Labriformes, Labridae.